AUGUACUUGAGUUUCCAAAACAAGUCAUUUUGGGAAAGCCUGCACUUACAACAUGGCCUUGAGGAGUGGGAUAUGGCAGAGGAGCUCAAACUCACCAGCACUGAAGAGUUUCUGCAAGGACGGGGUGUUCAGCCCCAUCUGUGGAUGUGGGUAAACCCCAGCCUGGCCUGUCCCCUCCCUGGGAGCCCUGGAGCAGACCCAGCCAGAUCCGAAAGCCUGGUGGCCUCAGUUGCUGGUGCCACAGAAACCUCCUCUCUGAACACAUCCUACUGCUCCGACCUGGACUGCUCCAAGGAGGAUGUGCUGUCAUCCUCCAGUAAGGCUGGAAAGCUUACUGAGGAUGAAGCUCCUUCAUGUAUGGACAUCCCAGUUCCUCAGGAGAUGCCGAAAAGUCCCAAAGUCAGAAUGAUGCUGGUGCCUUGGAAAUCCACAGUCCUCAGUCCUCAGAGCGUGAAGCUCAAGUGCCCCGGGCAGAUGAGUGCCAAAAUUGAGGGAGGCUGGCCCCGUCCCCCCCUUAAUUACAGCAUCCUCAUCAGCCUCGCCCUGUGCAACAGCACAGGUGGCAGUCUGACUGUACAGCAGAUCUACCAGUUCACACGGCAGCACUUCCCAUUUUUUCAAACGGCCCCAGAGGGCUGGAAAAGCACGAUCCGACACAACCUGUGCUUCAGCAGCUGCUUCGAGAAAAGCACUGGCUCCGCACGCGCCAAGGGAAACCACAAGUCCUGCCUGUGGAAACUGACCCCAGGAGGACGCAGGAAGUUUCGGGAGGAAGCACAGGCCCUGACUAAAGAGGCUCUCGACCUGGUGCGCCGAAGUAUGAGCAACUCGGGGAAGAAAUUUUCCCGAAUAUCCAGCCUAAACCUCCCCGAGACC
Nestor notabilis (Kea) is the source of this 876-nucleotide messenger RNA. Its product is annotated as forkhead box protein N5-like. Gene Ontology annotation, cellular component: nucleus. The transcript is spliced from 5 exons. NCBI's taxonomy places the organism in Eukaryota, Metazoa, Chordata, Aves, Psittaciformes, Psittacidae. Gene Ontology annotation, biological process: regulation of DNA-templated transcription. Gene Ontology annotation, molecular function: sequence-specific double-stranded DNA binding; DNA-binding transcription factor activity. The record is from RefSeq and is a predicted model, not a curated record. The annotation marks the transcript as partial.